AUGGCGUCCAUCCGGCCCAUGACGCCGAUGGACCUGCUCAAGUUCAACCCAUGCAACUUGGACCACUUGACGGAGACCUACAACAUCGGCUUCUACUUGGAAUACUUCACCAAAUGGCCCCAGCUCUGCAAGGUCAUCGAAGGUCCUUCAGGUCAGAUCGAAGCUUACAUACUUGGAAAAGUCGAAUCGUCUCCAUUCCCUGCUCCAGUAGAGCCAUACGAUCCAGGAUUGACCAUCUACCGGAAGAAAUGGCCCAACUACCUUCCAUGGCAUGCUCACAUCACAUGCUUGACGGUAUCGCCGGCAGCGAGACGCCUCGGCUAUGCCACGAAGCUGUCGGAAGCACUGGAGAAGGUGGGCGAUGAGGAAAACGCAUGGUUUGUUGACCUGUUCGUCCGGGUUGAGAACGAGGCAGCCAUCAAGCUCUACAAAAAGAUGGGCUACUCCGUUUAUCGCAGGAUUACGGAUUACUAUAAUGACGGUAGCGAUGCAUACGACAUGCGCAAGCCGCUUAAACGAGACAAGCAGCGGAAGACCGUUCGCGCCAAUGGCGAGAAUAUCAAGGUCGACCCGUCGGAGGUUUGGUGA
This is a messenger RNA of Zasmidium cellare ATCC 36951, 588 nucleotides long. RefSeq lists its product as uncharacterized. Gene Ontology annotation, biological process: N-terminal peptidyl-methionine acetylation. Gene Ontology annotation, cellular component: NatB complex. The transcript is spliced from 3 exons. NCBI's taxonomy places the organism in Eukaryota, Fungi, Ascomycota, Dothideomycetes, Mycosphaerellales, Mycosphaerellaceae. Gene Ontology annotation, molecular function: protein-N-terminal amino-acid acetyltransferase activity. The coding region runs from base 1 to 588 and encodes 195 amino acids. The record is from RefSeq and is a predicted model, not a curated record.